CCCGGCGCUGUCACUGAGGGAGGCCGGGCGGAGCCAUGGUGCCGCCGCCGCCGCGGCCGCUGCUGUCUCCCGGGCAGCGCGGGGCGGCGGGGGCCCGCGGCCGGGGGACGGAUGAAUGAAUGAGCGAGCGAGCGAGCAUGAGGCGCCGCCUGAGGCUGCCGCCGGCCGCGGCGGGCAUCGCGCUGCUCUGCUUCGUGUCCGCGCUGGCCCUCGGCGCGCCCAGCCUCCCCCCCGCGCCCGCGGCCGAGCCCGGGGCCACCCCCGCCGGCCCCGACGAGGACAGCAACGAGCUGAGCCCCCGCCGGGCCCUCGCGGCGCAGGAGCCCAGCGCCGGCCCCACCUCGGCGCAGCCCGCAGCGCCCAGCGCCCUCCCGGACACCGCCUCCACACCUGCUGCUACUGCUACUGCUGCGGAGGAGGGGGAGGGGGCGGCGGAGGAGGAUGAAGAGGAGGAGGAGGCGGCGGCCGGCGCCAGCAGCAGCCAAGGCUAUCUGUGUAACUGCAGUUCUGUCGGGAGUGUAAGCGUGAAUGAGUGCAACACCUCAACAGGACAGUGUGAGUGUCACGAGGGCUACACAGGUCUGUUUUGUGACAGCUGCAAGGAGGGUUAUUACCUGAAUCAAACUAGUGGGCUCUGCCUUCUGUGUGGCUGUAGUUCCAAAGGCUCCAUCAACUCCCUUUGUGACAAUUAUGGAAAAUGCCAGUGUAAAGUUGGUGUAACCGGCUUCAAGUGUGACCAGUGCCACGAUGGAUACUACAGGUUUAACAAAACCACUUGUGCACCCUGCCAGUGCAAUGACCAUUCCAAGAGCUGUGAUGGCUUAACAGGUGCCUGUUUGAACUGCCAAGGAAAUACGGAAGGAAGUCAGUGUGAAAAAUGUAAGGUUGGCUUCUACAGAAGCACCCUCCCAGACCAGGAAUGCCACCACUGCCCAUGUUCAACUGUAGCAUCUACUGGUAGCUGCCGAAUAAAACCUGGCCAGCAUGUCCCAACAUGUGACAAAUGCAAAACUGGAUACACUGGCCCAAACUGUAACCAGUGUGACAAUGGCUAUUACAAUUCUGACAGUAUCUGCAUAAGAUGCAAAUGUAAUGGGAAUGUAGACCCAAUUCAGUCACCCAGGAUAUGCAUGCCAGAGACAGGGGAAUGCAUUGGCUGUCUAUACCACACUGCUGGGUUUCAUUGUGAGGAAUGUCAGGAAGGUUAUAUCAAAGACCCUGAGGGAACCAACUGCACCAAGAAAGAAACCUUUCCUGGCCCAGAAGCUACAGAGUUCAUAACUUUUGCUCCAAGCACCAGCAAGGCAACCUCGUUUUCAACUACAGUGACGAACAGUACAUUACCACCACCGACUGUGCAGACUGUAUUUCCUAUAAGCUCCUCUGACAAUAGUACAUCUGCUUUUGCAGAUGUCUCUUGGACUCAAUUUAACAUAAUUAUUUUGACGGUGAUUAUCAUUGUUGUGGUCCUACUAAUGGGCUUUGUGGGUGCUGUCUAUAUGUAUCGUGAAUAUCAAAACAGAAAACUUAAUGCUCCUUUUUGGACCAUUGAACUAAAGGAGGACAACAUCAGUUUUAGCAGCUACCAUGACAGUAUACCCAAUGCUGAUGUUUCGGGGUUAUUGGAAGACGAUGGAAAUGAAGUGGCGCCUAAUGGACAGCUGACGCUGACAACUCCCAUGCAUAACUAUAAGGCAUAAAGGAAGAGUUUAUCCAGCUAUUCCAAAAUUAGCUUAAAAAAAGGACUCUGCUCAUUUAAAGAGUAUCAGAAUCUGUGCCAAGGUUUCAAGCAAAGGAAUUUGCUACCCAGAUAUUUUUUUAUGUUGGGCAUGGCGUAGCUUGCUGGUGAACAGGAAGGGUGUGCAGUGCAUCAGGUUUUCAGGUAACAUAAUGAAUGCAUUCAGUGUGUCAUUACCCAUGAAGAUCCAUAGACUUCACUGUUGAUAAAGACUUUACAUAAAAUAAUGCCGAUCUUAAAAUAUAUUUUUGUAUGAAGAGUUGGUAGGGCUAUAGCAAGCAGUACCCUGUGAUUAAUCAAAAGUUACUUUGACCUCCAGCCAAGCUAAUGCUUAUACGUGUGUCCAAUAUUUUGAAAAGUAGCCUGUGAAUGAACGGUAGAUUUUCAGGAAAUAGACUUUUCUAAAAGCUUCAUAUUAUUUCCUUACAUAAAUUUGAUUUAAAGAAAGGGGAAAUCUCAUUCACUUCACCAUAGUACUAAGAGACAUUUAAAUAAGUCACUGUUACACACAGUAAAACCACCCCUUUAAGUUUCCCAUAGAUUUUGGGGAGCAGAAAAGAAAUCAAAUAUAAAAAUAUCUGUUGGGGGAGAUAACUCAUUUCCCUUAUGUAAGGUGACAAGACUAUUAAAAUACAGGAAUCCAUUUUUAUAGAAGGAGUUAAUGAACUUGUAUACAUAUUGUACAAGGGAAGACAACCAGACAUCUCAGGGUUGCCCUGUAAAAAUACAAGCUAGGCUUACUAUCUUACCCUGACAGAAAUGGUGUGUUCUGUAUAUAGAAUGUAAUAUAACUUCUUGGCAUUGUAUUUGUAACUAUUUGUAAAAAAAAAAAAAAAAAGAAAAAAAAAAGGGAAAAACCAUAAGUCAUAUUUUAUCAUCUAGAUUUUAUCUGUACAGCAGUUAGUGGCAUUGUAAAAAAAAAAAAAAGAGGAUUGUUUAAAAUACUGUAAAUUAGACGGCAAUAUUGCUGGAGCUGGGACUCUGGCAAACAUCCAUCAUUUAAAGUUCCUCUUCUGAUAUCACUGAAAUUUUUUUAAGAAGCUGAGUGUUUCCUCCUUGUUUCUGCAACUGUCAACCUCUCUGUUCCUUUAUCCAUGUUGACCCUAGUAAAUACCCAGUGAUGUCGUGAACAGACAUCUGAAGGGCCAGUGAUCAGGGUUGCUUUGAAAUCUCCCCACAAAAUGCAAAUGUAUCAACAAUGUUAUUUAGAGACUGAUCCUAUCAGACUUAACAAGAGCUGUCAGCAUUCACAGGAGUAGUCUGAUUGAAGUCAUGAGCCUACUUGGGCAAGUAAGGACUGCUUACGUGAUUAUGAGUAAAAUUGCCAAUAGUGCUGCAUAUUGGCCUAUCUCUGCUUCUCUUGAUGACAGUAGCAAAAUUUCCCUCGUCUUCAGUGGAACCAGGAUUUCAUGCAAAGUAUCUACAGGAUCAGGUCCCUGGUUUCAAAAUUCUAGAUAAAAUAAUAAGUGACGUGGAUACUGUCAAGUAAUUGAUUUCUGAAAGUUCACGUAGCAUAAAGUUGUACACUGGACAAGUGGGGACUCUACUUAUUGUUAAGAAACAAGGGACAACUGGUUAUGCAGAAUCCUACCAUUUUUAUAUAGAGGCAGACUGGCUUUUAACAAGGGGGAGUACAAGUUAAUGAGCACUCUGUCCUUGUCAAAUGGAAAGAGCUGUAUAGCAAGGUUGUGUUGUUGUUCCUCCACUCUGAGGUAUAGGUCUGAAUGCAGGGUGCACCGUGGUUGAUUGAAUGUACACCGACAUAGACUGCUACAGUUAGCAGUCUUCCUGGGUGCUGAGUGCAGGUUGAAACAUCCAAGAGCACGUGCAGUCCUUGUACAGCUCCGUUUCCUAACACCUGGGAGAAGGCAGUGCUAUACCAGGUGCAAAGAACUAGACCUUCACUGGGGCAUUUCAUUUGCACCUGUACAGUGCAAUAAACAGUGCUGUGGAGAACUUCAGCUUUGCCUUUCCCUUUUUUCAGUGCUGCCAUUUGGCAUGUAAUCUUUAUUAGGUGCCAGAUCCAGUCUCUUUGCUUUAUUCCUAUCACUGCACUGAGUGCAUCUUUGCACCCAAUCCAGUUCCCGUUAAAGCCAGUGGAAAGCCUCCUGAAAUCCUCCUGCUGACUUGAAUGAGGUUUGAAUGAAACCUUUUGUUUGAUCUCUUCUGAGCAGGGCAAUUAAUUCCUGUCCUAUGUGUUAAUUAAGUGAACUUCUAGCAACCUCAGGGAUAAAGUCUGUAAUGCAGCCAUGCCAGGGCUUUGCCAGUUCAUAAUAACUCCAGUGAUAAACAAGGAAGUUAGCAAAGCAGAGCAAUAGCUGCAUCAAUAAAAACAAAGGCAGAAAUAAAUAUUUCUUAUGUGACAGGAGGGAAAAGUAAUGUAGAAAGAUAUUAUUUAUUUGCAUUCCAGAAGUACUGGGAGGCCUAACUCUGGCUUGGGAAUGGCAUCCUGCUAGGUGCUGUACAUAGUUAUAAUAAUAAUGUGCAGUCCCUGUAUCAAAGAGCUUAUCUUCUAAUUUAAGAAGAUGUGAUGGACUGUGUAUGGGCCUCAUCCAGAGGCAAUGAAGCCAAUGAAAAGAGGUACAUUGCCUGCAUUGAACUUGAGGUCAGUUCCCAAGUCUGCAGCUGACUGGAUACAAGUCAUUCAAAAAGGUUUGAGUUUUAGUUGGAAGAUAGAAAAAGAAAGAAAAUCUGGAUAUUACCAAGCCUUUAUCAUACACCAGGCUUUAAAGGACAGUUUUAUUAAAGUAGAGAAAAUAGGAUCAUCUGGACAUAACUACUUGACAGUGCUCAUUUUUAUAUGCGUAUUCCCUGAUGUUUAUACAUGCUGGGAAGAGAUGACUUUUCAUAAAUGAUUUCAGUGGCAGUGUGUUAGCAUCUGGGCCUAGUUCUAUAGAGCAAUAAAAGCAACAGGCAAAGUGAAGGAAAGAUUGUCCACUUGAGCAUGUCAGAAUUAUUUUCUUCUUUUAUUUGUGGGGUUGAGGUGAAUUAGCAGAUAUAUUCUUUGAAAGAAAACAUUUCUUCAUGGAUCUUUGGAAAGACUGCAGGCUAGCUAAGAUAACAGGGUUUGGCCAGUUUAAUUUGGACUUCAGGUCCUGGCUUUUUUGAUUCUCUUACAUUACAGUCUGUGACUGGUUGCAGGAUUUGGUUUUGAGUUUUGGUGCUGAGCUCCCUUACCUCUCACCUAAAAAAAAAAAAAAAAAAAAGUGUGGGGGGACAGGACAACCUAUUUGAAUGGGCGGUUUUGAUAUUGGCCCCAUUGUAGCUGAAAAAACCCCCAUGAAAAAUAAUAUUAAAGCACUGAAUAUUAGCCCAGCUCUGAAGUGGUGAAGAUGUCAGUCUGUUUUACACAUUGUCAUACAACAAUAUGAUGUUGUGGGUAUUUUGCUGACAGCAAAUGGUUCUGGAGAGAGAGGUCUAGGAGACCAUCCUGUGGGUCUGACAUGAAGCCCAGAGAAAUUAAUUUGUCUUUUCUUUGGGCUUUAGUUGCAUAAGUUUUUAAAACUUGACUGACCUGUUUUGGAGAAACUCUGAGGUAUGGUAUGCUUUGUUUGGACACUAACUUCUGAUUAGCAGAGAAUGAAAACAUCAGAGGGACACAAGGGAUGAUGCAUCUAACAUGAAAAAACGAUUCAGCAGAAGAAACAAAAUCAGUUGCACCCAGUCAGGUCCCUUGUUUAGAGGAAUAAGAUUCAACAGAAACUUUCCAGCUUUGUGUUCAACCUCAUCCUAUGAUCCACAAGUGUGAAACCUGACCCCUUUCCUCCAACACCCACAUAGCCAUCCACCUGAGCACCUGUAUAAUAGAAGGAAGAAGCUAAGUGAGAUCCAUCUCUCAGCCAGGUUGGACUGCACUGUGUUGUAGUGCAUUGCCAGAGAAUUUUUAUGGGCAAGUAUGUCAUCCUACCAAAGACCUUGGCUUUUCCAGCAGUACUCCUUCUACAUUCAGAUGCUUAUAUUAUAACUUGCCAUGAAACUUCUGUAAUGUUGAGGUUUGCCCUCUGGCAGAUUUGAGAAUGAGAAUAACCAGUUAAAUAGGAUGUAGACUGCAGAGGUUCAUCAGGCCCAAUGCAGAAAAUCAUCAGGUCAGAGAAGGGGUGUCAGGCUGAGGUGUCAGGACUGUUGCACAUAUAUUGGUGGGGUCCAUCAUGUGCCAAUUCCCAGCAGACAAGUAGUACAUCAGUCUUGCAGGACAAUGGUUGUUGGUUUUGGGCAAGGAAGUGGGUGGCAUGGUGCAGUAGCUAUGUGUUCAUGGAGUAGAUGGAGUAAUAGGGGGACAUGGUAGUCUAGAGAAGUAUGAUGGUGAGACACUUAUGGCUUUCGCUCCUACUGGCCAUAAUCCCAAACCCAUGUCGUGGGGAGGUGAGAACCAUGUUGGCACAUAGCCUAGCUGGUCUGGGUGAAGCAAAUGAAAUCCUGUAGUAAAACACUUGAAGCCCUCAUGUAAGGGGAUGGAUAAAAAAAUAGUCAACCAUGUAUAAAAUGAACAGGGGCAGCCUGGCUGGGUCAAAAGCUAGGGAUGUUACUCUACAAGCACAGGAUGCACCAAAUGUGGAAAAGUAUAAUUAGCUAAUGUGAAUAUAAGGUCUUAACUCUUACCAAAUCACCAUAGCUAGAAAAAAACUGCAUGAUGUUUUAGCCUCGGGGACUGUCAUGAAAAGUCACUUACUGAGACAGUCAUUCUCUUGGACCAGGCAAAACACACUCAGGCCAGCAGAAACUAUUUAUGAGCCCGGAUGGCAUGUUUUCAGCAUUCUACCGCAUUUUGGGCCAGUUGAUCCCUUGCUGUACAGCAUUUUUAUUCCAAAUAUUACAUGCAAUAUAAAUGAUGCAAUAUGUGGCAGAAAAUAUGUACAGCUUGUUUUAACAACAAAAACUGAAGAAUGAAGCCUAAAACAUUUUUAAAAAUAAAAUUGUAAAAUUAGCUCUCGAGGGACUCUGCUAUUUAGGUGUGAGGUGGAAUUUUAAUAAGGAAAAUGUGGGCCUAAAACAUUUAACAUCAUGCUUGCUCCCAACUAAAACUCAUCAGCCUUAUCGCACAUCCCAAAAAAAGGUGUUUCUUACGCAUACGCUAAGCUUACAAAUGCAUUUCUAAAAAAAAGUGUAUGAUUUGAAUAUAUGUCAGAAUUUAUACAGAAGAAUGUUAUUUAAAAAUGAAUAAAUGUAUAUAAUUUGUACCUAU
Messenger RNA from Alligator mississippiensis (American alligator), 6920 nucleotides. It is a transcript of the gene MEGF9, whose product is annotated as multiple EGF like domains 9. Gene Ontology annotation, biological process: axon guidance. Gene Ontology annotation, molecular function: extracellular matrix structural constituent. The transcript is spliced from 6 exons. Bases 120 to 1700 code for a protein of 526 amino acids. Lineage: Eukaryota; Metazoa; Chordata; Crocodylia; Alligatoridae. The record is from RefSeq and is a predicted model, not a curated record. Gene Ontology annotation, cellular component: basement membrane.